Laccaria bicolor S238N-H82 is the source of this 666-nucleotide messenger RNA. RefSeq lists its product as uncharacterized. The coding region runs from base 1 to 666 and encodes 221 amino acids. Lineage: Eukaryota; Fungi; Basidiomycota; Agaricomycetes; Agaricales; Hydnangiaceae. The transcript is spliced from 4 exons. The record is from RefSeq and is a predicted model, not a curated record.
AUGUCACCGUUAACGAUCGCAAAUGCUGAAAAGGUUUAUCAGCGAGACACUGUUGCUCGUACUGUGUAUAACCCGUUUCCAAAAGCAGUCCUACAGGAACUUUGUGAGAAGAAGGGAAUCUUCGUAGUGAACACUGGGCUCCGAUCCAAUGUACCGAUGAAGGCCGACUAUAUUCAGGCUUUGCAUUUCUUCCAUUGGCAGCGCAUGACGCAGGAUGUAGAAAUUGAAAUGUCAACCGAUGGGCCUUUCGCGGGAAAGGAAGCAGGCCCUCAAUCCUUUGAGGUGAACGAGGUGAUGGAACCUGAGCCCCAUUCGCAACCUGCAGGCACUUUAGUUGAAGAAGGGGAUUUGGCGGCAAGCUCGCUAAUGGAACUCGAUGAAACUGAAACCCUACCUUCGGCCUUAACCCCUUCACUACGCAUCCGCCUCUACAAAGAUGCCAAAGCAUGGCACUAUCUACAAGAAAUUCUCUUUCGUCGUGACUUGGCGGGCAAUAUCAACCUCUGCAAGUUGAAAACAGAAUUAGCGGUCGACAGUCAGCUCUACGUUUUAGAUCCGCGUCGUCAUCAUCCAUUCUUUGAGUAUACCCCUGGCAUUCUUCAUGCCGACGAUUUGGACGCUCUAUUGGAUAAUGGGUUUUUGCAGGUGACUGACAGGCUGGCAUGA